Messenger RNA from Ailuropoda melanoleuca (giant panda), 1295 nucleotides. RefSeq names its product inner mitochondrial membrane peptidase subunit 2 (gene IMMP2L). Gene Ontology annotation, molecular function: serine-type endopeptidase activity. The record is from RefSeq and is a predicted model, not a curated record. Lineage: Eukaryota; Metazoa; Chordata; Mammalia; Carnivora; Ursidae. Gene Ontology annotation, cellular component: membrane; mitochondrial inner membrane peptidase complex. The transcript has 7 exons. Bases 273 to 800 code for a protein of 175 amino acids.
GCGGGAAUUGUUGGGAGGCUGAGGGCUGCUCGGCCGCCAGUCCUGCGGUGUCGCGAGCAUGUGUGCGUGCGCGUGUUUAUCUGAGGGCCCGUGCCGCGGCCGGCCCUGCCGCCUGAUCCUCAGGCUAACGAAGGUUGCAAACCGGCGUCUAACCGAGGCGACACCUAGUCGGGAGGCGGCUCGCUCUUCCCCGCCAAGGUUUUGGCCAAAUUGGGCGAGGGCACAAAAUAACCACUUACCCCUUCUCACCGAGGAAGAACGGGAGAAAGGGUAUGGCACAGUCACAAGGCUGGGUGAGAAGAUAUGCCAAGGCCUUCUGUAAAGGCUUUUUUGUGGCGGUGCCCGUGGCAGUGACUUUCCUGGACCGGGUGGCCUGUGUGGCAAGAGUGGAGGGAGCAUCAAUGCAGCCUUCUUUGAAUCCUGGGGGGAGCCAAUCAUCUGAUGUGGUGCUUUUGAACCACUGGAAAGUGAGGAAUUUUGAAGUACAACGUGGUGACAUUGUGUCAUUGGUGUCCCCUAAAAACCCAGAACAGAAGAUCAUUAAAAGAGUGAUUGCUCUUGAAGGAGAUAUUGUAAAAACCAUGGGCCACAAAAACCGGUAUGUCAAAGUUCCCCGGGGUCACAUCUGGGUUGAAGGUGAUCAUCAUGGACACAGUUUUGACAGUAAUUCCUUUGGGCCGGUUUCCCUAGGACUUCUACAUGCCCAUGCUACACAUAUCCUGUGGCCUCCAGAGCGCUGGCAGAAAUUGGAAUCUGUACUUCCUCCAGAGCGCUUGCCAGUUCAGAGAGAAGAGGAUUGAUGGCAUGGAGCUCCCUCAGCUGCUGGCAUUGGGAAGCCAACACCACCCUUUGCAAAGGGAUGGAGAGGAGGAGCCUUCAGAAGGGCAAAGCUUGUUUCAAAUGAAAUGAUCCGCAUUAUUCAAGAAAGAGUUUUAAAAUAUUAAAUAGUAUUAGAUAGCAACUGAUUUUGUGUUUAAUGGUAAUACCCUAUUGUUUAAUGCCAAAAAAUUGCAGAUCUUUGGGAAUAUGAAAACUUUAUUCCCAUGUCUUACAGGGAAUUUGUUAUGUAUACUUAUUCCAUUGAUUGUUGAGUUUUAAUUUUGGUGCUUGCUGCUGAAAGAAUAUGGAAAUUAAUAUUUGAUGAAAGUCAGUCAGUAAUGUCAUUUACUCUUAAGAUAGAACAUGAAGAAACAUAGUGAUGGGAAUUAUAUUGUGACUGACAGUGUGUACAAUGCAGUGACUGCCAGUUAAGAACAGUAAACUGUGAUGUAAAAAUAAAACUCUGACUUGCUCAG